AUGACAACCUUCAAGUUCGCUGAUUCUAAGCAGACCUCCAAUAACCGAGCCCUUUCCAUCUUCGAUUUCAUCUUUAGACUUGUGGCUAUUGUAGCCACUCUAGUUAGUGCCAUUGCCAUGGGGACUACAACCGAAACCCUACCUUUCGUCACACAGUUCAUCCGUUUUAGGGCCGAGUACAAUGACUUGCCCACCUUCACAUUCUUUGUGGUGGCGAACACGGUUGUAUGUGCUUACUUGGUUUUGUCCUUGGCCUUGUCGAUUUUCCAUAUAAUGAGGUCUGCUACACCAAACCCUAGAGUCGUUUUAAUCAUCCUUGACACGGUAAUGAUGGCACUACUAACGGCUGGGGCAUCGGCAGCAGCAGCUAUAGUGUAUUUGGCACAUAAAGGGAAUACGAGGACGAAUUGGUUUGCGAUAUGUCAACAAUAUAACUCCUUUUGCGAGCGUACCUCUGGUGCUCUUAUUGGAUCGUUUGGAGGAAUUGUCAUCUUCAUAUUGUUGAUUUUAAUGUCCGCUCUCGCCCUAUCCCGGCACUGA
Impatiens glandulifera is the source of this 540-nucleotide messenger RNA. Its product is annotated as casparian strip membrane protein 1. Lineage: Eukaryota; Viridiplantae; Streptophyta; Magnoliopsida; Ericales; Balsaminaceae. The record is from RefSeq and is a predicted model, not a curated record. Bases 1 to 540 code for a protein of 179 amino acids. The transcript is spliced from 3 exons.